Messenger RNA from Capronia epimyces CBS 606.96, 6141 nucleotides. RefSeq names its product nucleoprotein TPR. Gene Ontology annotation, cellular component: nuclear pore. The record is from RefSeq and is a predicted model, not a curated record. NCBI's taxonomy places the organism in Eukaryota, Fungi, Ascomycota, Eurotiomycetes, Chaetothyriales, Herpotrichiellaceae. Gene Ontology annotation, biological process: mRNA export from nucleus; protein import into nucleus. Gene Ontology annotation, molecular function: structural constituent of nuclear pore. The transcript has 2 exons. The coding region runs from base 1 to 6141 and encodes 2046 amino acids.
AUGGCUGCGGAGGUAGAUACUCGCGCUCUCUCGGCAUUCUCCUCUCUACCUGAACCUUCCAUCACGUCUUUGAUCGAUAGCCCCACGUCAGAGCUCGUCAUCUCGUUCCUGCGCAGCAUCGAAACCAGAGCCAAGGAAUGCGAACAGAACAAAUCGCAAAAGAUCAAGCUUGAAGUAGAAUUGGAAACAGUCGUGAGAACAAGCGAAUCUAAAACCAAAGUUCUACAAACUUCGCGGGACAAGGCUCUUGCAGAAGCAAGUAAGCUACGCGUAGAACUCCAGACUGCCGAAAAUGCACGCUCCAGACUGGACUCCGAGGUCGAGCAACUUCGCUCUGCUACCGCCAACGAAAAUGUCGAGAUCACCAGUCUCAAAUCCCGCAUCUCUUCUCUUGAAGCCGCAAACCGAGACACGCUUGUCCUCCUGGAAUCGAAGACAAGCGCCUAUGAGAGCCUGUCGCAGGAUCUCUCUGCGCAACACCAAAAGGCGGUCGAACUUCGCAAGCAGAUAACAACACUCGAGCAAUCGGUGCAGUCUGCCAAUGCCGCCGUCGCUAGUGCCAAGUUCAAGGAGCAGAGUCUUCAGCAAGAGGUGGAAAUGUUGAAGAAGAACAACGAAUGGCUGGAAAACGAGCGCAAGAUCAAAACAGAUGAACACGCCCAUUUCCGCAAGGAGAAGAACGCUCGCAUAGCAGAGCUGUCGAGGUCUAACGAGCAGUACAUUUCUGAAGUUGAGGCGUUGCGGCGGUCCGAAUCUUCCCUCAAGCAUCGCCUGGAAGAGCAGAUGACCAAGUUUGAAGAGACUCUGGAAGAAAUGCAGAAGGUACGGGAAGAAAAGAUCUCUGCAGAGGAUGCCUUCCGAGUUGAGCUUCAGAGUGUCAAUCGUCUGGCUGAGUUGCAGGCCGCCUCUGCAGAAACAGCCAAACAGCGGGUACAAGAACUGUCUGCUGCCUUGGAAGAGGCUCGUGAGGAAGCCGCCGAAGAGAUUGGUACCAUUCGCGCCGAAAUUGAGACCGAACACAACGACCGCGUUGCUGCUGAGCAGCGCGUUUCUGAGCUUGAAAAGUCUCUGGAACAACUGUCCAGUGAACUCGAUGAAGCCCGUGCCAGACCAAGUACACCGCAGCGCCCGACAAAUGGAUCUGGCAUAACCACACCUCUUCGGCCUGGAACACCCAGCGGUAUCUUUUCUCCUGCCAGUAUCUCUAGGCCGCGGACCCAAAUGACCAUCACUCAGCUGUUCUCAGAGUACAAGAAGCUUGAGGCGGAAUUGGCGAACGAGAAGCGUGUCAGCGAGCAACUGCGAGAGAAUCUUGAUGCCAUGGUUGAGGAGCUCGAAAACAACAAGCCGGAAAUUGAAGAACUCCGGACCGACCAUGAACGACUUCAAAGCGAGGUCGUGGAAAUGUCUGCUAUUGUAGACAAAGCGAACGCCGACCGCAAUUCGGCGAUCAAGGAGUUGAGAACGUGUCAAGGUCAAUUGGAGAGCAAGUCUAAAGAAGCUCAAGUCUUGACCCAACAACUCCGAGACAUGGGCUCAGAGAUUCGAUUCCUUCUCAUUGAACAACAUGUCCGCGAGCAAGGCGGUAAUAUGACCAAAGAGGAGUUCGACGAGCUGGAGACGCAGGCAAAGGAGGCCAUGUCCCAGGAUAUGGCCAAUCUUUCCGAAACUCAACAACUAAUCAACCAACGAUUGAUUGUGUUCAAGAACAUCCAUGAACUUCAACAGCAGAAUGAAAAUCAGCUCAAGACGAUUCGCAACCUGGUAGGUGAACUUGAAAGCAACGAGGCCAAGGAAAAGGAACAGCAGAACCAUGCUCUCAGUCAAGAGCUUGAACAGGCUCGUUCACAGAUUGCUUCGUAUCAGGACGAGCUCCGGACUAUGGUGGCUCAAACACAGAGUUUCGUCAAAGAGAGAGACAUGUUCCGGAAUAUGCUCACAAGGCGCGGUCAUCUACCUGGUCAAGUUCAGCCCACCGACUUUUCUCGAUCGUUACCCAUACCUGCUGGUGGCGGAGAGUCACCGGCAGGAUCUGUCACAGGUGGCGAAUCCGAUUACGCCAAACUGCUCAAAGAACUUCAGCAACACUUUGAUUCGUAUCGACGGGAGGCGUCUACCGAUCACACUGCUUUGAAGAACCAAGUCGAUGAAUUGAGCAGGAAGAACUCGCAGUUGCAGACCGAGAUGAGUCGCACUUUGGGACAGCUUACGGCGGCCAAUCAACGAUAUGAGAUGCUGCAGGCAAAUUACAACUCUUUGAAGGCGGAAAAUGGCGAGAUCCAGAAGAGAUCGUGGACGGUACUGGAAAAUGCUACUAAGCAGGAAUUGAAAACUCAACAAGUGGCUGAAGAGCUUGUUGAAGCCCGAGGUCUGCUUGAUAGCCUACGCCGUGAUUCUGCAAAUCUCAAGGCGGAGAAGGAUCUGUGGAAGAGUGUGGAAAGACGUUUGGUUGACGACAACGAAUCACUUCGAAACGAAAGGAGUCGACUGGACCAGCUGAACGCCACCCUCCAAACGAUGAUCAACGAGCGCGAGCAGACCGAUGCUGAGAGUCGCCGUCGGCUACAGUCACACACAGAAGCCUUGGAAUCCGAACUUCAAUCUGUCAAGAGAAAACUCAAUGACGAGACGGAAGAGAACAAGAAGGCUGCGUUGAGACGAGAAUAUGAGCACGCGCAAGCCCAAAAGAGGAUCGAUGAUUUGGUUACGAGCCUAGGUGCAACGAAAGAAGAGCUCGCCUCAGCAAAGACGGCUAGAGACCAUUUACAAGCUAGAGUGGAUGAACUUGCAGUCGAGCUUCGUUCUGCGGAAGAGCGCUUGGAGGUCCUUACCAAGCCGCCAGAGCCUACCAAUGAGACCACUGACCAAGAGGAGACGUCCUUGACCAAAGAGCAAGAAUUGGCUGUCGAGGUUUCUGAGCUUAAGCGGGACCUUGAACUGAAGGUCUCCGAGCUUGAAAGAGCCAAUGAGCAGGUCGAAGUGUACAAGAAUAUCAGUCAGUCCAGCGAGGAGCGCUUGCAGGAGCUCAGCGAGACGAAUGAUCAGUACCGGGAAGAGACGGAAGCCGCCCUCGCUGAAAAAGAUGCAAAGAUCAAGGAGCUCGAACAGCGGAUUGAAGAGAUUUCUUCAGAGUUGAAUACGACGAACACCGAGCUUUCUCAAUUGCGCGAUGAGCAGGCGGAAUUCACACGCAAGAUGGACGAACAAAAGUCCAGCUUCGAAUCCGAAAUUGAGCAUAUCAAGGAGGAGGUAGAAAAGAACGCAGAACAAGCCCAAUUCAAUCUUGAAGCCUCCAAAAUUCAAGCACAGAUUGCCACCGAAGCUCAACAGAAUUACGAAAACGAGCUUGUCAGGCACGCAGAAGCCGCUAAGAAUCUGCAUACGGUUCGGGAAGAAGCCAAUCAACUCCGAUUGGAGAUGGUUGAUCUUCGAACCCAGGCUGCGACGUACAAAUCGGAUCUGGAACAGAAAGCAGCAAGUUGGGAAGAGCUGAAAGAACGGUAUGAACGGGAGAUCUCCGAUUUGAAGAAGCGGCGAGAGGAAGUCGUCCAACAGAACAACCUCUUGCAUGGACAGCUGGAAAGCGUCACUCAGCAAAUCACCGCCCUGCAACGCGAUCGUGCAGCAAUAGCAGACGGGGACAACGCCGAAGUCGCUGAACAACCGUCUGCAGAGCUGGACAGAUUACAAGAGGUGAUUACAUAUCUGCGCCGUGAGAAGGACAUCGUCGAUGUUCAGUAUCAGUUGUCGCUACAAGAAGCCAAGAGAUUGCGGCAACAACUUGAUUUCACUCAAUCCCAACUGGAUGAGACCCGUCUCAAGUUGGAUCAGCAGCGCCGUGCCGAGGCUGAUGCGGACCGAAGCAAACUGGAACACACGAAACUCAUGGAAUCUCUCAAUGAACUCAACCUCUACCGGGAAAGUAGUGUCACUCUCAGAGCGGAGGCCAAACAGGCCACCCAGGCUCUAGCAGAGAAAUCGAAGCGUGUCGAGGAACUUGAAGGCCAGAUACAAUCCAUGCAAGCUCGAGUCUCCGAGCUCGAAAACCUUGUUGAACUUCGUGAAGGGGAGCUGAAAUUGAGCCAAGAAGAUCGUGAUCACUGGCAACAACGUACUCAGAACAUCCUGUCCAAGUAUGAUCGAGUUGAUCCUGCUGAGUUGGAAGCACUGAAGGCCAAGGUUACCAGCCUUGAAACAGAACGUGACGAACUCAAGACCGAGCUUGACAAGGUGAAGGAGGAACGCAUUGAAGCACAAAGAGCUCUACAAGACCAGGUCAAUGCGACACAGUCAGCAGUUGAAUUGGCCAAAGGCGAUUUGAAAACAAGACUUGAAAACCAAUUCAAGGAGGUCCUCAGAAAGAACAGAGCGGUCUUAGGAGAGAGAAAGGCUGAGCUCGAUGCAGCACUUGCUGAGAAGGCCGAUCUGCAGACAGAGCUUGAUUCAUUGAAAGAACAGUUGGCUGUUGUUCAAGCACAGAGUCCACCAGCCACAACGCCUCAGGUUAAUGGUGAAAAUGGUGAGAUUGGUGAAAAUGAGACUCCCGCCGAAGAACCCACAAACGCUGCUACCACCACCACCACGACAACGACAACGAAUGAAAAUGUGAGUGAGCUAGAAACUAAGAUCAAAGAACUCGAGGGCUCGCUGGCCGAAAAGGAGAAGGAGCUCGAAGAGCUCAAGUCUACACAGGAGGAGAAAUUCAAGCACAGAGUGACUUCUAUGGAGAAAAUCCUCAACAACCGGUUGGCCGAGGUCAAACAUCAAGCUCAGGAAGCAAAGAAGGCUGCGCUUGAAGAGCUGACGGAACGACUGAACGCUCAGCACGAGCAGGAACUGGAAGCCUUGAGAGCCGGUUCCAUUCCGGUUGCUACAGAACUGCAGAAGCCAAGCGAAGAAGGCACCGAGACAUCAAUCACUGUCGAUCCGGGCCAAAUUUCCGACGAGGUGCUGUUGGCGUUACCUGAGGAAAAAGCCAAACUGCUUGUCGCCAAACAUGAAGUUUUACGUAGAAUCCUGCAAAACAACAUCAGAAAACAAGUGGAGAAGGACAGGGAGGCCCUGCGGAAGGAGCUUACUGAACAACUAGGCUCCGGAGUCGACGGAGCUGAUACUGCAAAGAUCCAAGAACUGGAGCAGAAGUUUGAUGCCGAAAAACAAGCUAUUAUCCAGGCAAAGGAGUCUGAAUUCGUUGCCGAGAAAGAGACUCUGCUCCAACAGUAUGAAGACAGACUGGCACGAGAAAAGCAAGACUUGAUCAUCAAACACCAGGAAGAGCUUGACACCCAGAAGCUGCAGUUCGAUCAAGAGGCUCAGAAAAAGAUUGAAGAGCAGCUCAAGAAUGCGGAGCAGAUGUGGGAGAAGCGUGGUAAUGUCAAGUUCAAUAUGGCGCAGAGUCGAGCAUUAUUGGCAACCGCCAAACUUGAUGUCGUCAAGAAGGCUGCAGAAGAAACCCCUGAAAAGCCCGUGGGCCAAGUGUGGGAUAUUGCUAAGGACACCAAACCGCCUGCAGCUCCAAAGCCAGCACCAACCCCGGCUGCUCCAGCAGCGGCACAAACACCAGCGAAGCAAGACACAAAACCAGACGCGAAGCUAGGAAAUGACAACAAAGCGAAUGGUAACGUUCAGCCUCCGCCCCCUCCUCAGUCUCAGGGUACGGAGAAGCCGGCACAAGCUCAACCACCCACUGUACAAACAGGGUCCAAACCCGCAGAGGCACAAGACACAGAGAAAACAGGCCCCAAACCCGCCCAUCAAUCGACCGGCGACCCAGCAAACCACUCAGCAGGCCACCCAGCAAACCACCCAGCAAACCCGCAGCAAAAAACUGGAGCGGCCUUGAUGCGCCAACUUGAGUCUGGCAUACCUCGAGGUGGAGCAAUUCGCGGUAACCGUGGCAGUGGAAUACCUAGAGGUCGUGGAGCUCCUCGUGGUGGUCGCGGCGGAGCAGGUCAUGGUAACACGAACAUCCCUCAACAAGGGCGAGGCGGUGGCCUCGGUAGCCCAGGGCGAGGAGCCCUCAAUCCUCAAGCAGCUCAAUUCACUCCUGGAGGAGGCAAUAAGCGAGCUCGUGAUGAUGGCGAGGGAGCGGAUGGGGGUGGCCAGGGCAAGCGAAUUCGCGGUGAAGGCGGAUCGGCAUAG